CGUCAAUUGACUUUGGCUUCACCUCUAGUAAUGAUAGCCUCUUUCCUACAAUCCCUCUCCCGACUCGGACGAACAUGGAAACCGCUCAACUUCUCAAAUCCUCACUUCGCCCGGAUCCCACUAAGCCAAAAGAUCGAGGAAGAAACCAUCCCAGAUUAUGUCGCUUCUCGAUACUAUCCUACGCGAAUCGGCGAGGUCUUCCGCGAUCGAUACCAAGUCGUCGGAAAAUUAGGAUUCGGCGCCAGCUCAACAGUGUGGUUGGCCAGGGAUAUGCAUUAUCGACGCUACGUGACCCUCAAAAUCUACACCACCUCCAAAUCCAUGGGCCCGCAACUAGACGACGAGCUCAACAUGUACACUCGUAUAGCGAGGGGCUCGAACCGCCAUCCAGGUCGCGACGCCGUCAGAUCCCUCCUGGACUCGUUUGAUGCCGACGGCCCGGAAGAUCAGCAUCGGUGUCUCGUGCACCCGCCGCUGUGGGAGAGCGUGUGGGCUUUUUUGCACCGGAAUCCGGUCCGCAGGCUCCCUAAGCCGGUUCUCGCGUUUGUGCUGCUAAGGCUGUUUUUGGGGUUGGAUUAUUUGCAUUCUGAAUGUCGGAUUGUACAUACGGACCUAAAAGCCGACAACAUCAUGAUGGGAAUCGCCGACGACACCGUCUUCCACGACUUCGAAGCGCGCGAACUCCAAGACCCGUGUCCCCGGAAAGAGAUCGACGGCAGAACCAUCUACGUGUCGCGGGACCUCCGAAAGCCCAAGAAAUGGGGCGCCCCUGUUCUCUGCGACUUUGGGUCCGCGGUUGCUGGCGAAACCGAGCAUGUCGAAGACGUCCAGCCGAAUAUUUAUCGCGCGCCGGAGGUUAUAUUAGAAGCACCGUGGGGGUAUAGCGUGGAUAUUUGGAAUGCGGGGUGUAUGAUCUGGGAUGUUUUCGAAGGCGAGUCGCUGUUCACCGGGCAGGAUCCGGAACUCCAUAAGUAUAGAAGUCGCGCGCAUAUUGCAGAGAUAAUGCGUGUUCUUGGGCCUCCGCCGCGAAGUCUUCUAGAGCGGGGGAAGUCAAGUCAUAGGUUCUUUUCUGAGGAGGGUGAAUUCUGCGCUGGCAUCCCAUUGCAAGACCGGACACCUCUUGAGCAGAGGGAAACGACUCUGACAGGGGAGGAUAAAGAGGCAUUCCUACGCCUAGUGCGGAAAAUGGUACAGUGGGAGCCUGGCAAGCGGAGUUCUGCGAGGGAGUUAGCUGAGGAUGAGUGGAUUCGUGCGAAUUUGUAGAUGGGCCUCAUAUCUAAGGCUUUUACGGCAUCUUUUCGGCUUGGUUAUCUGAGUACUGAGUUUAUACUGAGGUAUAUAGUAUUUACGGCAGCGGGAUACAGAAGCUUGAUGUGAAUGUAGUAAUAUGGUAAAUGAG
This is a messenger RNA of Aspergillus steynii IBT 23096, 1399 nucleotides long. RefSeq names its product kinase-like protein. Gene Ontology annotation, biological process: protein phosphorylation; regulation of mRNA processing; spliceosomal complex assembly. NCBI's taxonomy places the organism in Eukaryota, Fungi, Ascomycota, Eurotiomycetes, Eurotiales, Aspergillaceae. Bases 31 to 1263 code for a protein of 410 amino acids. The record is from RefSeq and is a predicted model, not a curated record. Gene Ontology annotation, molecular function: protein kinase activity; ATP binding. The transcript is spliced from 5 exons.